Pneumocystis jirovecii RU7 is the source of this 900-nucleotide messenger RNA. RefSeq lists its product as uncharacterized. The record is from RefSeq and is a predicted model, not a curated record. Lineage: Eukaryota; Fungi; Ascomycota; Pneumocystomycetes; Pneumocystales; Pneumocystaceae. The coding region runs from base 1 to 900 and encodes 299 amino acids. The transcript has a single exon.
AUGAUAUUUAAUUACUUAGUUCUAUCUGGCAGCUUGAAGGGAAUACGGAAUGCUUCAACACGAACAGUUGAGAUCAUGUCUAUUGCAAAACUUACUCGAAAUAUAGAAGCAAUGCAUUUAGACAAAGCAGAAAAGAAAGAUUCUAAAAUUUGUGAUUCAGAUCUAGUUGGAAAAAGUCGUUUAUUACAGAGAUUAAAGAAAAAAACAGCAAGCACACAAAUAAAAGUGCCAGAACCAAAUGUUUUGUCAUAUAAAGAACCAAAAUUGUAUCAUAAAGAGAAAAAAUCAUCAUUAAGAACAGAUUCUAUUAAGUCUUUUAUAAAAGAAAAUAUAAAAAAUGUAUGUUCGGAUUUAGAAAUUCAAAAGAGUAAAGAGCAAGCACUAGAUGUGUCUGAAAAAUAUAUAAAUUAUAAUAAAAAUGAUAUAAAACAAGAAGAUACGAUACAAAAAACACAGAGAAAGCAACCAGAAAGUAAAAGUGCAAAAACAACAUAUAAAAAUAAACUUAGUAAAAGUGCUUAUGUUUAUGAAGCAAAGAAUCAGGAAAAAACGUCUAUGGAAGUUGUUGUUAAGAAAUAUAUUCAGCAAACACUAAUUCCGUGGAGGCCUUCUUCUGUUUCUAUGAAUGAUUUGAAGUUAUAUAUACCUAUUUGGCUUGAAUCUUCAAAUAAUAUAACCCAUAGCUCAGAAUUAGAAAAACAGAUAUUAAGUAAUAAACAGAAAACAAACGAAGAAUUAAAAAAUAAUCUCGAUUAUCAGAAUACGCUUAAUAUGAAUAACUCAACUUUUUAUACUAGUCAGUACAUAUAUAAGAAUUCAUCAAUAAAAUUAGAUCAAAAGGAGAAAAUGCUCAAAACUAUAAGUGAAAUAAUUGAAUAUAAAAAACAUGCACAUAUAUAA